AUGUUCUCUGAGGUCAAAGGAAACCCCAUUAAUAAUAAUAAUAAUAAUAAUAAUAAUAAAAAUAAAAAUAAUAAUAAUAAUAGCAAACUUGAAUUCAUUUUUCAAGUAUUAGUAUCAAUAAUAUUAUUAUAUAAUACCAUUAAUAAAAACAAUGAAAUUAGCUUGAUUGAAAAUUUUUAUAAAAAUAGUUUCUUAAUUUUAUCUACCACCAUCAACAUUUGUUAUCAAUUUUUUAUUAAAUUUAAUUUUACAUCUAAAAAUUUACAUUCAAGAUCUCAUAAAAAUAAUAAUGAUGAUAAUAAAUUAUUAGUAGAAAGACAACAAUCAGAUUGGGGAUUAGGUUUAGGAAUAUCAUUAAUACCUAAUAUAUUAUUAGUUAUUUUAUUAACAUUAAAUAACAAUAAUAAUAAUAAUAAUAAUAACUAUUUCACAAUAAUAUCAUUAUAUCAAAUUUCAUUAUCAAUAAUAUCACCACUAUUUUUAUUUAAUCAUAUAAAUACAUAUAGAAAUUCAAAAAUAUGGAAGCCUUCGUCAUCAUCAUCACACCAACCUUCUUUAACAAAAAAAGAAUAUACAAAUUUCAUAAUAAUAUUUUUAAUCACUUUAAUAAUCUCUUUUACAAUAUUCUUUGACAAUGAAAUUAAUUUUAAUAAUUUAAAGUUAACAUUAUUUUUAUUUUUAUUAAGUUUUAUAUUUUUAGUAAUAACAAAACAAUUACUCUAUAAAUUACCAAAUAGUUUUACAAUAGGAGAAGCUUCAAUUAUUUCUCAAAUUAUUACUAUACUAUUAUCAGAAUCAAUUAGAUAUUUUUAUAAUUUAUUUAUUAAUAACAAUAAUAAUAAUAAUAAUAAUGAUAAUAGUAUUAAUAAAUUUUCUAGAAUAAAUAUAUUAUAUUGUUUUUAUAGUUUAAUAGUUGGUUCAUUAUUUAUUGUUUUUUUAAAUAGUUUAUUUAAUGUUGCAAAAAGUUUAAGAAAAUUAAUGACAGAUUAUAAUAAUAAUAAUAAUAAUAAUAAUUUAAUAAAGAAUAUAAUAAUAAAGAGUAGUUUAUUUUAUUUUUUAGUAAUUUUUAUAAUAGUUGGUAUUAUUUAUCCAGUAUUAUCAUAUCAAUUGAAUGGUGAGAAUCCAUUUAUUUGGGUAUUUGAAUAUAUUGGAUCAAGUGAUAGAAUAAAGUAUACAAUUGGAUUAUGGAUGGUAUUAUUGGUAUUCACUAUAUUUUCAUAUCAACCAACCAUUCAUUCUAGUAUACCAAUGAUUAUCUCUAGAAAGUAUUUUCAUAUACUGGCAAUAGUGAUGUUUACUCCACCACUACUAUUGGAAGGUGACGAUGAUAUGUAUAAAUUCAUGGUCUUAAGCUAUUCAGUUUCCAUUAGUGCUUUAAUAUUAUUGGAACUAUUAAAAUACUCACUUGCACCACCAUUAGCAUUACCAAUUAGACAUUACAUGGACAGAUUCUUGGAUGACCGUGAUUCUGGACUAAUUACAACUACCCAUAUUUAUCUAUUACUAGGCUGUUCAAUACCUUUGUUUUUAACUUUCUUUAUGGAUUUAAUUCAUCUUGGUAGUAGUGGCAUCCAAUCAAAUUCUUAUCAUUUCUUAUCACCAUUCUCUGGUAUAUUAACAAUUGGUAUUGGUGAUACAAUGGCUUCUUAUUUCGGUGUAAAAUAUGGUAGAAAUAAAUGGUUUGGUUCACAAAAAUCAAUUGAAGGCACUGUAGCUGGUUCCAUUUUUACUAUUAUUGCCUCUUUAUUGCUUUAUUGGUUUUGUUCUGCAAGUGGUUCCUCCUUGACAAUCUCUUCAAUUUUAAAAAUAAUUGUCACUUCAACCUCUUGCUCUUUAAUGGAAGCAUCCACUACUCAAAUAGAUAAUUUAAUAUUACCAUUAUUUUAUUUCACUCUUAUAAAUUUAUAA
Molecule: messenger RNA, 1908 nt
Organism: Dictyostelium discoideum AX4
Lineage: Eukaryota; Evosea; Eumycetozoa; Dictyosteliales; Dictyosteliaceae
Exons: 1
Coding region: 1-1908 (635 amino acids)
Cellular component (GO): endoplasmic reticulum membrane
Molecular function (GO): dolichol kinase activity
Source: RefSeq, a predicted model, not a curated record